CCCCACAGAUCUAAUUGUUGGUGCAUUUGGAGCUGGAAAAGUAGUUGUUUACAGAGCAAGACCAGUUGUGACGAUAGAUGCUCAGCUUCUGCUCUCCCCAGUGAUUGUAAAUCCAGAAAAUAAAACAUGUCAGCUUGCUGGCUCUAUGACUUUGGUGGCCUGUUUUACUGUAACAGUCUGUGCAGGUUUUCAAAGUCCAGGUUUUUCAGAUAAAAUAGUUCUGAAAGCUGAACUACAGUUAGAUUCACUAAAAACCAAAGGAGCUGUUAAGAGGACUCUCUUCCUUGAUUAUCAUCAGUCACAGCAUGUCUUCUCCUUUACGUUAUCUACACAGAAUUGGCUCACUUGCAGGAACUUUGUGGUUUAUCUUAGAGAUGAAACUGAAUUUAGAGAUAAAUUGUCUCCAAUCAACAUUAGCUUGAACUAUAGACUGGAUGAAUCCACAUUUUCAGAUGGAUUACUUGUGAACCCAGUAUUGAACUACUACCAAGAAAACAGACUGGAGGAACAGGCAUACAUUCUUGUGGACUGCGGAGAAGACAACGUGUGCAUUCCUGACUUGAGACUUUCCGUUAUGCCAGAUAGGGAUCAGAUUGUAAUUGGGGAAGAAAACUAUCUCAUGCUUACAGUCAAUUCAAGAAAUGAAGGAGAAGGUGCCUAUGAAGCUGAGCUGCAUAUAAAAAUACCCCCAGAAGCAGACUACACAGGUGUUGAGCGGAAUAACAAGGCACUACGUGUGCUGAGCUGUGAUUAUAAGAUGGAAAAUGAAACUAGAACGGUGAUUUGCGACCUUGGAAACCCCAUGGCAGCUGGAACAAAUUUUUCUGCAGGCAUAAGAUUUACUGUUCAGCAUCUUGAAAAUCCUGAAUUGAGCAUUCAAUUCCAGCUCCAAGUGAGAAGUUCCAACAAAAUUAAUCCCAACAGUAAUUUGGUUGAAUUUAAGAUUGACAUCAGUGCAAUAGCUCAAGUACAGAUCAGAGGAGUUUCUCAUCCUCCACAAAUUGUAUUGCCAAUUCAUAACUGGAAACCAAAAGAUGAACCUACUAAAGAAGAUGAGAUUGGACCUUUGGUGGAACAUAUAUACGAGUUACACAACAUUGGGCCAAGUGCCAUAAAUGAUACAGUCCUGUAUGUGGAGUGGCCAGUGUUGAGCAAAACAGAACUCCUUCUUUACAUCCUUCACAUUCAGACGCAUGGACCUCUGCAGUGUCAAACAAGCUCUGCAAUUAACAGUUUGGAAGUAAAG
Molecule: messenger RNA, 1246 nt
Organism: Python bivittatus (Burmese python)
Lineage: Eukaryota; Metazoa; Chordata; Lepidosauria; Squamata; Pythonidae
Source: RefSeq, a predicted model, not a curated record